AUGGGAAACCGAGACACGAAGAUCAACGGGGAUGGGACAACUUCACGAGAGAGACUCCAGGAGGGGACCAACAAAGCCAGCUCCCUAUUUUCACGGCUGAGACGAAGCACCGCCGCUGAAGCUUAUGAGGAAACAAAUCCUGGACCGUCUGAAAUCGGUCAGCAUCUUCGCACCGGAAAAUUCCCUUGGAAGUCCACAGGACUCCGCUUCUCGGAAACCAACAUUCGGCGUUUCUACGACUUGAAACUUCGCCUUCUUGGACGAGGUACUUUUGGGAUCGUCGUUACCGGCCGGCACCGAUUGUCGGGAAUAGAUUUUGCUGUUAAAAUCGUACAAAAGACAACGGUCAAGAAUGUGGAUACGAAAACAAUGUUUUAUCGGGAAAUUGAUUGUCUACGGUCACUACACCAUCGGAACAUUCUUCGGUACUACGACUUUUUCGAGGAUGAUUCCUUCUGUUACGCAAUACUCGAGUUGUGCAGUGGAGGCGAUCUGCUAAAGAGACUGAAGAAGAUGGCUGUCGUUACCGAGGAGCACGUCGUCAACUAUGUGAGGCAAAUGCUGGAAGCUAUUCAUCAUUGUCACGAGCGAGGGAUCAUGCACAGGGAUCUGAAGGCCGACAAUUUCUUGUUCCUGACGAACGACGAUGAUUCACCCUUAGUCUUGAUCGAUUUUGGGCUAGCUUUGCAAUUCGAACCCGGGACAAAAUAUACCAUUAUCUGCGGCAGUCCGAGGUAUAUCGCGCCGGAAGUCUUUGAGCAAGCAUACGACGAGAAAUGUGACCUUUGGAGCUUGGGGAUUGUGGUCUACGCCAUGCUUUAUGGUACCCAUCCAUUUGGGGUUCACUCGAAGUCAACAUUCCAUGAAAUCCGACAAGAAGUUUCUGCGGGAACAGUCCCAUAUCCAAACAAUCCAGGACUCCAGCCUCCGUCGCUUUUGGCGCAGAGCUUUCUUCAAGAUCUCCUGCAACACAAUCCUGCGAAGAGACCAAAUGCUCUUGAAGCGAUGCAACAUCCUUGGUUACUUGCCCCCGCGGCCUACCUCGCCGACUACCAGAUACAUCCAGAAAUACGAUAUUUGGCUUACAAGAGAGCCGCUGAGGGAAGGCUUGCUCCAAUGGACGAUGGCGUUCGCAGGCAGCUCGCAGAGCUCCAGCGCAUGACGGUUACUGCCUCCAGGAAAGGACACUCACGGUAUUCCAACUGA
This is a messenger RNA of Toxoplasma gondii ME49, 1206 nucleotides long. Its product is annotated as ULK kinase. Gene Ontology annotation, molecular function: calcium-dependent protein serine/threonine kinase activity; calcium/calmodulin-dependent protein kinase activity; ATP binding. Gene Ontology annotation, cellular component: cytoplasm; nucleus. The record is from RefSeq and is a predicted model, not a curated record. NCBI's taxonomy places the organism in Eukaryota, Apicomplexa, Conoidasida, Eucoccidiorida, Sarcocystidae. The coding region runs from base 1 to 1206 and encodes 401 amino acids. Gene Ontology annotation, biological process: intracellular signal transduction; peptidyl-serine phosphorylation; protein autophosphorylation. The transcript is spliced from 13 exons.